CCAUAUUGCGCAGCUGAGCGUGAGAAUUAUCGUUUGUUUAUUACUGUCUCUCACCGUGACUUUAUUCGCAUUUUUGUUAAUAACAUCUUUUACUCUUCUCACUGUUUGUCAUUGUUAUUGCUCAAAUGCUCAACUCUUCGCGUCUUCUGUCUUUUUAAAUUGUUUCAAAUAUCCGUUAGUCUGUGUCCAACGCGUUAGCCGCUAAAAAGUGUCACGCCAGAAAACUAGAAUUUGGACAAAUACAGAGAAAUUGAUCAACAGGAGACAAACCAGGGGACAGUGUGAAUGGACCCUGUACAGACAACAGUGUGUUAAUGCUGAACUCUUGCUGAUAGGUUGCUUAAACACGUUUGAAAAGACACACGGUUGCCUCUCAGAGCGCACGAUGUCCAUUACAAACACACCGACCAGUAACGAUGCCUGUUUGAGCAUCGUCCACAGUCUGAUGUGUCACAGACAGGGCGGCGAGAGCGAGACGUUCGCUAAACGGGCCAUCGAGAGUCUGGUUAAGAAACUGAAGGAGAAGAAAGACGAGUUGGAUUCUCUCAUCACGGCCAUCACCACUAACGGCGCUCAUCCCAGCAAAUGUGUCACCAUACAGCGCACACUAGACGGACGACUGCAGGUGGCUGGGCGUAAAGGGUUUCCUCAUGUCAUUUACGCACGGUUAUGGCGAUGGCCAGACCUUCAUAAGAACGAGUUGAAGCAUGUCAAGUACUGCCAGUUUGCCUUUGACCUGAAAUGUGACAGCGUGUGCGUGAACCCCUACCAUUACGAGCGGGUGGUGUCUCCAGGAAUAGACUUAUCUGGACUUACACUAUCAUGCUCAGGUCCGCCAUCCCUGAUGGUAAAGGACGAGUAUGAUUAUGAUGGUCAGCAGUCUCUGCCGAGCACUGAGGGUCACAUUCAGACGAUUCAACACCCUCCGUCCAGACCGGUGACCCAAGAGCCCUUCAACACACCAGCGAUGCUGCCACCAGCAGAGGGCAACACAUCAGCCUCCACGUCUGCCUUCUCCAGUAUCGCUGUGGGAUCCACAACUCAGUCCAGUAGUGUUCUCUCAGGAACUCAUAGCACUGAGGGCCUUCUUCAGAUAUCUUCAGGCACAGCUCAGGGCUCACAGCAGAAUGGUUUCCCCCCAGGCCAGACCUCCACAUACCAUCACAAUGCCACCUCCACCUGGACGAGGAACAGUAACUUCACCCCUAGUGUGCCUUAUCAUCAGAACGGGCAUCUUCAGCAUCAUCCACCCAUGGCCCAUCCAGCACACUACUGGCCUGUUCACAAUGAAAUAGCAUUUCAGCCACCGAUAUCCAACCACCCUGUUCCUGAGUACUGGUGCUCCAUCGCUUAUUUUGAGAUGGACGUUCAGGUGGGCGAGACCUUUAAGGUUCCCUCCUCCUGUCCAAUCGUCACUGUGGACGGGUAUGUGGACCCCUCUGGAGGAGAUCGGUUCUGCCUCGGUCAGCUGAGUAAUGUCCACAGAACGGAGGCCAUUGAGAGGGCACGGCUCCACAUCGGGAAAGGCGUCCAGCUGGAGUGUAAGGGUGAGGGAGACGUGUGGGUUCGUUGUCUUAGCGAUCAUGCUGUCUUUGUCCAGAGCUACUAUUUGGACCGGGAGGCCGGUCGUGCUCCUGGCGAUGCUGUACACAAGAUUUACCCCAGUGCAUACAUCAAGGUGUUUGAUUUGCGUCAGUGUCACAGACAGAUGCAACAGCAGGCGGCUACAGCACAGGCAGCGGCUGCAGCGCAGGCAGCAGCAGUCGCAGGAAACAUCCCCGGCCCGGGAUCUGUGGGAGGAAUCGCACCUGCAAUCAGUUUGUCUGCGGCCGCUGGUAUCGGCGUGGACGACCUCCGCCGCCUCUGCAUCUUGCGUAUGAGUUUCGUCAAGGGCUGGGGUCCAGAUUACCCACGGCAGAGCAUUAAAGAGACGCCCUGCUGGAUUGAGAUUCACCUGCACCGUGCACUGCAGCUACUGGACGAGGUUCUGCACACCAUGCCCAUUGCCGACCCGACACCAUUAGACUGAGACUGAUAUUUUAAACCCCCUGACACAGACACUGGACCGAGUGACCAUUCCAACGGCAUCCAGACAACCCAAUACCACUGAACUGUGUGAAUAAAUGCAGAGACGAGCACAAGCUGACCUUUUACUGUGUGAAAGGUGUCUGUGUAACCCAAGAUAUAUUCAGCAUAUGGAGAUGGAUGGACAGUUCCUGCAUUAUUGCUGGUUCUCAUUGAAAAAAUAUUUUGUAUUUGUUCUUAUAACAUUUAACAUCUUUUAAACCCCCAGUAAAACUGAGUGAUGUGUUGCAUUGGCUACUGCAAGCAUAAAAUCAUUUUCUUAAUAUUUUGUCUUGUAUUUCAGUAAAAAUAUCAAAAUCCUUUAUAAAAAAAUAAAAAUAAAAAGAAAACUUUUUUUU
Myxocyprinus asiaticus (Chinese sucker) is the source of this 2423-nucleotide messenger RNA. It is a transcript of the gene smad4a, whose product is annotated as SMAD family member 4a. The transcript is spliced from 12 exons. Gene Ontology annotation, biological process: anatomical structure morphogenesis; SMAD protein signal transduction; BMP signaling pathway. The coding region runs from base 386 to 2029 and encodes 547 amino acids. Gene Ontology annotation, molecular function: I-SMAD binding; DNA-binding transcription factor activity, RNA polymerase II-specific; RNA polymerase II cis-regulatory region sequence-specific DNA binding. The record is from RefSeq and is a predicted model, not a curated record. Gene Ontology annotation, cellular component: heteromeric SMAD protein complex. Lineage: Eukaryota; Metazoa; Chordata; Actinopteri; Cypriniformes; Catostomidae.